This is a messenger RNA of Dibothriocephalus latus, 654 nucleotides long. NCBI's taxonomy places the organism in Eukaryota, Metazoa, Platyhelminthes, Cestoda, Diphyllobothriidea, Diphyllobothriidae. The record is from the annotation of a GenBank genome assembly.
AUGACAGUCCUAUUACGCUUCUUCGAUUUUACAUACCUACAGUUGAGAUUAAGAAUUGGCCUACGAAUAGCUGCUGAACCAUCUUUUCUCCACGCCUUAGAGUCCGUUGUGGACAUGAUCCUUAACGUCAAUGUUGGCGUGCUUGGCCACGUGGACUCUGGAAAGACCAGUCUGUGCAAGGCUCUCAGCACUGUGGCCAGCACAGCAGCCUUUGACAAGAAUCCACAGAGUCAGAAGCGAGGCAUCACCCUGGACUUGGGCUUCUCCUCCUUCACUGUAAAAACAAACAUUCCGCCUCAGCUGUCCAGUCCGGAGUCUCCUGUAGAUGCCCUGCAAAUCACCCUUGUAGACUGCCCGGGGCACGCUUCUCUCAUUCGCACUAUAAUAUGCGGAUCCCACAUCAUAGAUAUGAUGCUGCUGGUAGUGGAUGUCAACAAGGGCUUUCAAACGCAGACUGCAGAGUGCCUGAUCAUUGGCGAACUAACCUGUAAGGUGCUUCUGGUGGUGCUGAACAAGGUGGACCUACUUGAGCCGAGCACACGAGAGGAGAAGAUUGCCAAGGUGCGUUUGACUCAUACCAUCACUCUAACUGCAAGUCUGUCUUCAGAUGAAAAGUCGGAUAUCCAAGACCCUGGCCAAUACUCGUUUCGCUGA